Mycosarcoma maydis (corn smut) is the source of this 1239-nucleotide messenger RNA. RefSeq lists its product as uncharacterized. The transcript has a single exon. Gene Ontology annotation, molecular function: metalloexopeptidase activity. Gene Ontology annotation, biological process: proteolysis. The coding region runs from base 1 to 1239 and encodes 412 amino acids. NCBI's taxonomy places the organism in Eukaryota, Fungi, Basidiomycota, Ustilaginomycetes, Ustilaginales. The record is from RefSeq and is a predicted model, not a curated record.
AUGAAGCUCACUAUUCCCAUCGCAGCGGUAGCAGUUGCACUCACCUCGGUGUCUGCUCUGCCUGUUGAAACCAACGGCGGUGUUCAAGAUGUCAUCUCGACAGGUGGAUUCGCUGGAUCGCUCUUUGGUGGCUUCGCUUCUUCCUUACGCGACAUGUUUGCAGCUCGUCUCGUGCAGACCUCUGCCACCGAGGAACCGUACUGGACAACCGAACUGGGUAAGCAGCUGCUCUGGUAUCGAGGCAUCCACUUUAUGGACCUGACCGACACACCUGAACUCGGACAACUCAAUGCCGCUCGUCUGCAAGCCGAGGGAGCCCCGCUCUCGUUCACACAAGCCUCCAAGUUCCCAUCGAAGCUCGCACACAAGUCUCAACUCAAAGCCGUCUUUUCGCACAUCUCGCAGGAGGGACCUCGCAAGCACUUGGAAAAGUUCACAUCGUUCCACACACGCUACUACAAAUCCGAAACGGGACGUCAAUCGCAAGCAUGGCUCUUCAAGACAGUCUCUGACCUGGUCAAAGACCACUCUUCUUUCAUCAAGGUGCAGGAAUUCCCGCAUCCCUGGGGUCAGAACUCGAUCCUGCUCAAGGUCAAGGGAACCAACUCGACGCUGACCGCUUCCAAAGGAGUGACGAUUUUGGGAGCUCACCAAGACUCCACCAACUUGUUCCCCUUCUUUGCUGCUCCGGGCGCCGACGAUGAUGGUUCGGGAACCGUGACGAUCAUUGAAGCGCUGAGGGUGCUGUUGGAGGAGAAAUGGCGGCCGGAGACCGACGUUGAAUUCCACUGGUACUCUGCCGAAGAAGGAGGCCUACUAGGCUCCCAGGCUGUUGCGCAGUCGUACGAACGUGCCAAUACCAAAGUACAUGCCAUGCUCCAACAAGACAUGACCGCAUUCGUUAAACAAGGCACGCAGGAAACCGUCGGGCUCGUCGCCGACUUUGUCAGCACUCCUCUCACCCAAUUCAUCGCCCAACUUGUGGAUGAAUAUCUGCACAUCGGAUACACCCACACCAAGCUCGGCUAUGCUGGCUCAGAUCACGCCAGUUGGACCAAGAUCGGCGCCGACAGCGCGUUUGCUAUCGAAGCUACGUUUGAAAAUAGCAACUUGAAGAGGAUCCAUACCACGAGCGAUACGUUCGACUACCCCGAGUUCAGCUUCGAUCAUCUCAUGCAGUUCGUUAGACUCAGCGCUAGUUUUGUCGUCGAACUGGCCGGCUGGAGUGACAAAGCUUGA